AUGGACGCUAAUUUGAAACAUAAUUUGCAAGGAGGACAGCUGUGGUAUGAAACUUUUCAAGACAUACCAGCUGGGACUGAACUGACAUUGGCUCCUAGAGAACCACUGAAUCUUCAAGAUAUGUUUGGCGACUCACCUUCAGCUGACGAACGAUCUGAUAGAGAAACAGCCUCCCAGCACAGUGGAACAGUUGAUGAACGUGAGGAAGACGAAGAAGACGGUGAAACAAGGUGUUACGUAUGCGAUCAAGUAUACACUGACAUAGAUAAAUUGGACGAACAUCUCAUUAGCAAACAUAACUACAGGAGGGACGAGUAUCAGUGUGAUUAUUGCCCUAGAGCUUAUUCAUACCGACCAUGUUUGAUAAAACAUCGGUCUAUCAAACAUGGUGAAACGAAGAAAUACCAUUGCGAAAACUGCCCUAAGGUUUUCACAGAUCCCAGUAACCUUCAAAGACAUAUCAGAACCCACCACGUUGGUGCAAGAUCUCACGCGUGCCCAGAAUGCGGAAAGACAUUCGCCACUUCUUCUGGAUUGAAACAGCAUACGCAUAUCCACUCUUCUGUCAAACCUUUUCAAUGUGAAGUCUGCUUCAAGGCCUAUACACAAUUUUCCAAUUUGUGUCGUCACAAACGUAUGCAUGCUGAUUGCCGAAUGCAGAUAAAAUGCGUCAAAUGUGGACAGUCCUUUUCAACAGUAACAUCACUUUCUAAACACAAGAGGUUUUGUGACUCUACUACACCCUCGUCUUUGUCAUCACAAGGUCAACUACCACUUAGCCCGAUGGCUGGAACCAAUCCAUUUUCCCUGUACAGAUCUCCUGGCGUUCCUCUGCCAUUUCCAUUUCCCCAUCAGUUUCAUUCUUAUCAUCAACUUUUUCCAUCUAACCCAGUUAUCCCUUCACUAUUUUUCAAUCAACUACCAAAGAUCAACUCCGCAGAAGAACAUACGCCUUCGAAGAGGAUGAGAUUGGGCAGUGAGGGAUUAUCUCCGAAGUUAGAGAGACUCUCACCAAGAGAAAGAUUAUCACCUAAACAGGAGAGACUUACUCCUUCUAGAGAACAUACUUUCAUGUCCAAGAUGAGUCCUCCCAAAGCUGUAGAGGCGAACAUAACUGCCUCACCCGAAAGACCCAACAUAUUUAAACAUAAAGAACAAAUCAGAGUGGAGAUUCCAGUGGAUGAUGAUAUUCCGAAAGAUUUGUCAAAACAAUCUUCCAGUUCAUCAUCUUCAAGUAGCGACGAGGCUGAUCAACCACUUGAUCUGAGUGGCUGGAAAGAAUCCAGAGUGACUACCCAAAACAGAGAAGAAAACAUUGAGAGACAAUCUUCGACACCAUCCGAAUCGAUCAAAGAAGAGAAGAUUGAGGUCGUUGCUAUAGAUGAACAAAAUAAAUCACCAGCUGAGAGAGUGUCUGCGCCACCUACUAUGGCAUAUCCUAGACCACUACAUCCAUUGAUGAUGACCGAUGCUAGAAACUUCUCUUACAAUUAUCCAUCAGCCCAAAAUAAUGAAAGAUCUUUCAUGGGCAUUGUCACAUCUGGUACACCUGAAUAUUACAACACGAGGGUCUAUUCUCCACCUUCCACUAAUGACAUCGACGUCGUUGGAAAGGAUGAAGAAGAUUCAGAAUCUUAUUCAGAGAUCGUGGAUGAUUAUUUGUCACAAAAAUCCAAUUUCGAUCACAAAUUAAGAACGGACAAGGAAAAACGUCUAAACAAUAAUGAUCAGGCCAUAGAGGUAUUCUCAACUGAGUUACCGCAACAUUUUGAAGAAGACAAGGGAUAUAUAGAGUUAUCACCAGUGAACAUUCUUCAAGCUUGCAAUAAUAGUAGAAUUAUUGACAAUGAGUCGACCUUUAUUCAUCAAGACAGUCCGAUUUAUGUGGAUACAAAUAUUAUCGAUAAGGAAACUUUCGAUAUACGUAUUGCAGAGAAGUUCCACAUUGAUUAUAGUACGGGAGAUAUAAUUAGUACAGGAGUUUUGACUGAAAAUUGUAUCAGUGAGCCAGAGGUAUACGAAGUUGAUACGGAUGGUGUUCUACAAAAGUACAUCGAGCAAAAACAAAAUGGAAAUGACAGUAUUCCUCUUCAAGAAGCGUCAGAGUAUUCCCAAAUUGAAAACAGAGAUUUUGAGGGAGAUAAGUAUAAAAAUCCUAACGAGGAAUUCAUACAUCUCGUAGAAUCCGAAAUUGGAGUCCAUAAUGAAGAUUUCAAUGAAUCAGGAAUGAAUCAAGCAUCAAUUGAGGGUAGUGUGAAUUCUGAAAGUUCUAUGGUUCGGAGUUACAAUGAUGAUGACCUCAUAGAUGAUUUGGAUACUAGAGCUGGAAGCAUUGCUAAUUCAGAUGAUUCGAAUGAGACUUUGGAAGCGAUUAGACAAAGGAUUCGAAGGAAUUUGUUGUUGACAAUGAAUCAAAAUAUUGAUGAAAUUGAUGUUAGCAAUAAAGAGAACUUCGAUGUUUCUGAGUCUUCUCGGAAAUCACGUAAACGAAAAAGAAAUCAAAACUCAUGGCAAAGAGAACAACUGAAGCAAAAAAGAAACUCUGGACAAGCCUAUAUCACAUCUAAAAACAGACGCAAGGUAUCUGAGAGAAGCCUAAAGUCAACAUGUGGAGAAACGUGUCGGUAUAAAUGUAAUGAAGUUUUCACUUCAGCUGAUAGGAAAUCAAUCUUAAAAAGCUUCUGGGAAAUUGGACAAAAUACACAGCAGAGGCAAUACAUCUCCUCUAAUAUUGUAGAUGUCAACCCAAAAUUCAGAUAUCCGAAAGAUAAUACAAACAGAUCGAUCAACCAAGCCUACCAUUUAGCUAAGAAUAAUAAACAAGUUCGUGUUUGCAAAAAAUUCUUCAUGGCUACAUUGGAUAUUGGAGACACUAUGAUACGUUCAACGUUGAAGAAAAGAGGUUCAAAUGGCAUUAUUCAACCUGAUCAGCGUGGUAAACAUAAUAAUCGGAAAAAGUUGGAUCCUGCUUUGAAAGAUUCAAUAAGAAAUCAUAUAGAUUCAAUUCCAAGAAUUGAAUCGCAUUAUUUGAGAAAUCAAACAAAAAGGGAAUAUUUUGAAGGUUGUCUCAAUAUAACAACCCUUUAUCGACUUUAUAAAGAGAAAUGCAUUGCAUCUGGGACUUCUUUUGCUAAAAAAAGUGCAUAUGAACAGAUUUUCAAUUAUGAGUAUAACAUAGGGUUCCAUAAACCAAAGAAAGACCAAUGUAGUACCUGUGAAAGUUAUAAAAACUCCAAUGAUAAAGAUCGAUCUGUUUUGGAGGACAGUUAUAGAAAACAUUUACGAGAUAAAGAACUGUCUAGGGAAGAGAAAGCAAGAGAUGUGAAAACAGCAACUGAAAAUGAGAAAACAAGAGUUGUUGCUGUUUACGAUCUCCAAGCAGUACUUGCUACUCCUUCAGGAGAUGUUUCUAGUUUUUAUUAUAAGAGCAAAUUAGCAACUUACAAUUUCACGAUAUUUGACAUACCUCACAAAAAUGGUUACUGCUAUGUUUGGAGUGAAAAUUGUGCGAAGCGUGGUGCAAACGAAAUUGGAACCUGUGUCCUCAGCUUCAUAAGAAAAUACUGUGACGGUAAAAGCAUUGUGUUUUAUUCCGACAAUUGCGCCGGACAGAAUAAGAAUAAGUUUAUAGCUGCAAUGUACUCAUUUGCUGUAUCGAAUUUCAAUAUUCCCAUCAUCACUCACAAAUUUCUCAUAACAGGCCACACUCAGAAUGAGGGGGAUAGUAUGCAUUCCUGUAUAGAGCGUGAGAAAAAACGAAUUCUGAAGAGUGGUCCAAUUUUUGUACCAUCACAGUGGAUACCAGUGAUACGAUUGGCAAAAAAAAACAAUAAUCCAUAUGAAGUUGAAGAAAUUGAUACUUUCGAUAUUUACGAUUUCAAAAAACUCUCAUCGGAGAUCGGCAAUAACUAUAACAUCAAUAUAAAGAACGAAAAGGUCCUCUGGAGCGAGAUAAAAAUACUGGAGUUUAGAAAAAGUGCUCCUUUCACAAUAUUCUAUAAAACAGAAUACACGAAUGAAGCAUUCCAAGAAAUUGAUGUGAGGGGAAGAAAAAGCCACAGGACUACCAAUAAGAAUAGCCCUUCCUUGGUGAAGGCAUACGUUGAACCUCCGAAAAUAUCGAAAGAAAAGAAACAAGGUCUGGUGUCUCUGUGUAAAGAAAAUUUGAUAAAAAAUCAAUAUCACGCAUUUUAUGAAAAUUUAUCUUGCGAUUAG
Molecule: messenger RNA, 4215 nt
Organism: Phaedon cochleariae (mustard beetle)
Lineage: Eukaryota; Metazoa; Arthropoda; Insecta; Coleoptera; Chrysomelidae
Source: the annotation of a GenBank genome assembly